UCCAGGGCACUUUUCACAAAGAAGUAAACCCUGGGAGGGAAGAACUUGGGGAACGGGAGAACACAAAAGUCUUUGAGGCUACUUAGGUGUGGAGUCCUUCUGUUUCCCUUCUCCCCUCCAGGAAAGAUGAAGCUGACUCUGGUACAGAUCUUCUUUAUGAUGUUGCUGCUGUUGCUGGGCGUGGGGGUGGGUCUGGGGUUGGGACUUCAGAUGGCUGCCGCAGUCCUGGAGGAUAGCAAUCAGCUCCUGAGUGAGUUUUGGUCUAGUGACUCAGAGGACAAGGCCCAGGCCACUAAAGGAGAGGGCAGCCGAACUACAGAAACCAUGCUGCUUAGCAACAAAGGAAUAGUGCAACCUGGCUGGCUGGAAGAGACCAUCCUUGGUGAAGAUGAAGUUGGAGGGAACAAGAUGCUCAGAGCUGAGGCUCCCUUGCAGAGCAACAAAGACAAUCUCAGGUUUGACCUGAUGGCCAGGGAAUGCAAUGCCCUGAUGGCACACAAGGUGAAGGAACACAACCACACAUGCAUAGCCCAAUACACUUUCAUCCACGAGGAUCUAGACACAGUCAGAGCUGUCUGUAAGAGUCCUGUUGUUGCCUGUGAGCUCAAGGGAGGCAAAUGCCACAAAAGCUCCCGUCCUUUUGAUUUGACAUUCUGCAAGUUAUCCAAACCAGGCCAAGUCACUCCUCACUGCAAUUACCUCACUUUCAUUUUUGAAAAGUUUAUUAUGAUAUCAUGUAAUGACAUGAAGGUCCAGGUGUUGUCUGGACAAUGAAGCAACUUCCCUUCUUCUUCCCCUUCCCCUUCUCCUCUUUCCCAUCCAUCCCACUUCUUUCUCAUACCCUUCUGCAGAAUACCCUAGGUGUUCUGCAAAAAAGUUCUGGGAAGAGAGGCUGGCUAAUUCUUUAUCACUGUCCUCUGAAAACACAAUUCUUCAUUGUCCUAGGUUUCACUCACACUUCAUUUUGUUCCUGGGAUUACAGGUGGUGGAAUAGGGUCAUGAUAUCCAGUCUCUCCAGGUCCUCCACCUCUCCUGCCCUGGAGAGAUCAGCAAAGAGCUGCUCUAGUCUCUGCUGUGAGUCUGAUCAUCAGUCUGUUCCCUGGUCUGUGUGCCUUUGGAUGUCCUUCCCCAUGACACAUGAGCCUCUCAGGCAAUCACUUGAGCCUCCUGGGAUUUCCAUGCAGCACCCCUGCACUGCAGAUGCAAAGCAAUGACUCUAUCUAGGACUGCAUCUGGUGAACCAUGUGGAUCAAGGUUUCUUUUCUUGAGUUUCCUAAAAUAGAAGCGUUAGGCAAGGGAUUGUGGACCUGUAUACACGAUUUAAUUAGCCUUUAAUUAAUUUAAGUAUAUAAUAUAUGACUCUAUGAAGUCAUAAGCAUCUUUGUAGAAGCAACUAUAUCAUAAGUUUCUUCUAUAUUUUUCUUUGGCACAUUUAUUGAUUAUCUGCUUGUUGAUCACCUGGACUUUUUCAGAAGUUAUAAAAUUUGUAUGAAACAUAGAAUCAGUCAAAAGGAGAAAGUUUUCUGACCCCUGUCAAAUAUUGUGCAGUCAAUAAAAACUGCUGAGUAGCCUAAUUCACAUUUCA
Messenger RNA from Suricata suricatta (meerkat), 1585 nucleotides. RefSeq names its product ribonuclease A family member 10 (inactive) (gene RNASE10). Lineage: Eukaryota; Metazoa; Chordata; Mammalia; Carnivora; Herpestidae. The coding region runs from base 127 to 774 and encodes 215 amino acids. The record is from RefSeq and is a predicted model, not a curated record. Gene Ontology annotation, molecular function: nucleic acid binding. The transcript has 2 exons.